AUGGAAACAACAAAUAGAGUAAGAAACGAGGACAAAAUCGAUACAAAUCUGUAUUCAAGACAGAUUGGAACGUUCGGUUUUGAAAUGAUGGGAAAACUGCAAAGGUUAAAGGUGCUGAUCAUAGGAAUGAAGGCAUCGGGAAUAGAAAUAGCCAAAAACUUAGCACUGAUGGGUGUGGAGUCAAUAAGUAUCCACGAUAACAAUGUGGUCCAAAAGAGAGACCUGGGUGUAAAUUAUUUCAUAAGAUCAAGCAGCGUAGGUAAAGAAACCGUUAGCGAAGCUUGCAUAUCAAACCUGAGAGAUUUAAAUCGUAAUGUACUAGUUCAAAACGUGAUUCAAGAACCAAACGAAGAACUUGUUGUAAAUCACGACGUGGUCGUGUGUUGUGAUCAGAAUGUAGAAUUAAUAAAAAGGUUAAACGAAAUGUGCCGAAAUAACUCGGCGAGGAAGCGAGUGGGAUUUAUAUGCUGCGACACGUACGGAAUGAUAGGAUCAGUGUUCGUGGACUUCGGAAACAAUUUCACGUGCCUAGACACUACAGGAAGAGAGUUAAAAACAGCAAUAAUAGAAUCAAUUUCAAACGACAAGGAUGGAUUGGUAACUGUUAUUACUGACAAGGUAAUAGACUUUCAAACGGGAGACUAUGUCCGAUUUUCGGAAAUUGAAGGAAUGGUGGAAUUGAAUAACAAGGAGCCGCUGCAAAUCAACGUAAACUCAAAGUCGUCCUUCACAAUCGGAGAUACGUCGAAGUACUCGCAAUACAUAAGCGGUGGAAUAGUGACUGAGGUUAAGAUCCCGAAAAGGAUAGACUUCAGAAGUUUCGAGGAGUGCGUGCUGGAGCCUUCGAAGACGGGAGCCCUGGCCACAAUAGACUACAGCCUCUUCGGAAGGGCGGAGCAGUUACACUGGGUGACCAUGGGAUACAGGAUGUCGAACAACGGGGAGGACGCGUGGGAGAGGGCGGAGUUCCUGAACAAGAACUCAAAGUCAUGUUCGCAGGAGAGGAUAGACAAGAAGGUGUACGACUCGUUCAUGUCGCAGCGCAACUACAAGGUGCCGCCCCUGGCAUCAUUUAUAGGUGCAGUAGGAGCCCACGAGGUGAUUAAAUUCACGGGUAAAUACCAUCCCAUUGAGCAGUGGCUGUACGUGGACUUUAGCCUGCCCUCGGAAAUGUUGUCCGGAGAUUUCAGCGGAAACGGAUUUGAUGAAAGGUACAAGGACCAGGUGUCACUUUGGGGCUCGGAAGUUCAGAACAGGAUACUUAAUUCAAAGAUAUUUGUGGUCGGAGCAGGAGCGCUGGGCUGCGAAUUCUUGAAAAACUUCGCACUCCUGGGAUGUAGUUCGCAGGGAGACGGGCUGCUUACGAUAACGGACAACGAUAGAAUCGAAGUGUCAAACAUAAGUAGGCAGUUCCUGUUCAGAUCAAAACAUGUUGGAAUGUCAAAGUCGAUGGUAGCAUGUAAAUCAGCACUGGAUAUAAACCCGAAUUUGAGAGUUAAGCCGUUGGAAAUAAGGGUGGGAGAGGAGACGGAGAAUUUAUUCGACGAAAACUUCUGGUCGUCACAAACAGUAAUAGUUAACGCAUUAGACAACAUACAGGCGAGAACGUAUGUUGAUGGGAGGUGUGUAUGGUACGAAAAGCCGCUGCUGGAGUCAGGAACGCUGGGAACCCUGGGAAACGUGCAGGUGAUACUGCCGCACAUCACACAGUGUUACUCGGAGACGCAGGACCCGCCAGAAACAGCAAUUCCACUGUGCACACUGAAGCAUUUCCCGUACGCACAGGAGCACGUGGUGGAGUGGGCACGAGACGCCUUUGUAGGAGUGUUCACACAAAUACCGCUGGACAUAAAGAAGAUACUUAACAGACAGGACCUGAAUGACUUGAACACAGAAAGAUUGGAGCUGAUACUGAGUGUGUUGAAGGCAAUGAGCUCGAACACAAAGCAAGAGUUGCUGAAAAUAUCAGCGGAGCUGUUCAACAACUUCUUCGUAAAUGAAAUAAGACAGCUGCUGCACUCAUUUCCACCAGAACACAUGAUGAGUGACGGUCAGAAGACGCUGAAGCUCUCGCAGGAUAAGCUGAACGUGGAGGUGCUGGAGGACGGGACGGACGCAUCGUUCAACGCACUGCUCAGCGAAAUCACGACGAUGCUGACCGACGACCUGGCGAAGAGCCCAGUGCGAGUGAACGUCAGCGGAGUGCUGGAGUCAGUGGAGUUCGAAAAGGACGACGAAACGAACUUCCACGUCGAGUUCGUAUGGGCAGCCUCAGUGCUGAGGUCGCGCAACUACGGAAUCAAGGAGUGCGACAAGAUGAAGGCGAAGCUGAUCAGCGGAAAGAUCAUCCCGGCAAUCGCGACGACGACGGCGAUGGUAGGGGGGCUGGUGACCGUCGAGUUCCUGAAGACGCUCUUCUACAAGAGCCUGAAGAUCGAGCACUUCAGAAACGCGUUCGCGUGCCUGGCCACGCCGAUCUGGUUGCAGUCGGAGCCGCUGCCGCCGACACCAACCAGAGACAAGGAGUAUGACCCGGUGACCUGCGGGCCCGUGCGCGCGCUGCCGAAAGACUUCACGAUAUGGAACAAGCUGCUCGUGAUGAUUCCCAACGGAACGGUGAAGCAGCUGAUCGACUGGAUACGGAGCAAGUUCAACAUCGAGGUGAUCAUCCUGUCUGCGGGGAACCUGUGCAUCUACAACUCGUUCCUGCCGCAGCACAGAAACGAGCGGCUAACGCAGCCAAUAACUCAGCUUGUGGAGAAGUUAGGGAAGAAGCCAAUACCGCCGAACCUGUCACACCUGGUAAUAGACGCCAGCUGUACAGACCCGGACGAAAUCGAUGUGGUCAUUCCAAGCAUAAAAUUUGAAUUUAGAUAA
Messenger RNA from Theileria orientalis strain Shintoku, 2877 nucleotides. RefSeq names its product ubiquitin-activating enzyme E1. The record is from RefSeq and is a predicted model, not a curated record. Gene Ontology annotation, biological process: protein sumoylation. Gene Ontology annotation, molecular function: SUMO activating enzyme activity. The coding region runs from base 1 to 2877 and encodes 958 amino acids. NCBI's taxonomy places the organism in Eukaryota, Apicomplexa, Aconoidasida, Piroplasmida, Theileriidae. The transcript has 11 exons. Gene Ontology annotation, cellular component: cytoplasm; SUMO activating enzyme complex.